Molecule: messenger RNA, 4436 nt
Organism: Pelobates fuscus (common spadefoot toad)
Lineage: Eukaryota; Metazoa; Chordata; Amphibia; Anura; Pelobatidae
Gene: KDM4C
Product: lysine demethylase 4C
Exons: 22
Coding region: 199-3429 (1076 amino acids)
Biological process (GO): chromatin remodeling; regulation of gene expression
Cellular component (GO): nucleus; chromatin
Molecular function (GO): histone H3K9 demethylase activity
Source: RefSeq, a predicted model, not a curated record
UCUUUCUCCUCUCCAGCCCCCGCCUCCCUCCAUCCCUCUUAACCCUGUGAUGGCCAAGGCAGUUUAACGUCACUCAGACGACGUCAUCAACCUCAGCCCAAAGCGGCUGGAGCUGCGACAAACGACGACAGCGCUGACUUAUUGGGAAUCCAGACUGUCACCGAGUGAGAGGUUUUAAGGGACUGAGAGACCACCAAAAUGGACACUGUAGAUUCUGAAGAACUGAACCCUGCUUGCAAAAUUAUGACUUUCAGGCCAACGAUGGAAGAAUUUAAAGACUUUAACAAAUAUUUAGUGUACAUGGAAUCUAAAGGUGCUCACAGAUCUGGUUUGGCAAAGGUAAUCCCACCAAAGGGAUGGAAGCCCAAGACACAUUAUGAUGACAUCGAUGAUCUAGUGAUUCCUGCUCCAAUUCAGCAGAUGGUUACUGGCCAGUCAGGUCUUUUCACUCAGUACAACAUUCAAAAAAAGCCAAUUACCGUCAAAGAGUUCAGACGUCUGGCUAACAGUGACAAGUAUUGUACUCCCAGAUACAUGGAUUAUGAGGACCUGGAGCGUAAAUACUGGAAAAAUUUAACAUUUGUGGCACCAAUAUAUGGGGCAGAUGUUAAUGGAAGCCUCUAUGAUGAAAAUAUUAAUGAAUGGAACAUUUCCUGCCUCAACACCAUCCUGGAUGUAGUAGGAGAGGAAUGUGGGAUAUCUAUUGAGGGUGUCAACACACCUUACCUUUAUUUUGGUAUGUGGAAGACAACAUUUGCGUGGCAUACAGAAGACAUGGAUCUCUACAGUAUAAACUACCUCCACUUUGGAGAGCCUAAGUCUUGGUAUGCCAUACCUCCAGAGCACGGAAAAAGGCUGGAAAGACUGGCACAAGGUUUCUUUCCCAGCAGUUCUCAAGGAUGUGAAGCAUUCCUCCGUCAUAAAAUGACUUUGAUAUCUCCAUCAAUAUUGAAAAAAUAUGGGAUUCCUUUUGAUAAGGUUACACAGGAAGCUGGUGAAUUUAUGAUCACUUUCCCAUAUGGGUACCAUGCCGGUUUCAAUCAUGGCUUCAACUGUGCUGAAUCAACAAAUUUUGCUACAGUCAAAUGGAUUGAUUACGGAAAAAUAGCCAAACUGUGCUCAUGCAGCAGUGAUAUGGUGAAGAUAUCUAUGGAUAUCUUUGUGAAAAAAUUUCAGCCGGACAAAUACCAGAUAUGGAAACAAGGCAAGGACACCUAUGUCAUUGAUCACACAAAGCCCACUUCUGACCCAACACCUGAAGAAAGAGCCUGGCUGCUGAGGAGAAAGAAGAGGAAUAGACUGAAAAAUAUCUUCCAUUACAGCCAACGGCAGACUAGAUCUCGUUCUAAGAAGCUUAGGACUCUGGAGGACAAGAAAGUAUCAGCUUUGGUAGCCGGGGCAGAAAUCAUAGCUACUGAAGCUGCUGCAGAUGGUUUCAAGGUCAAUGAAAAACCCACAGAAAAAGCAACGCUAGUAAACAAAGAAGAGCCUUCUGGGGAUGUGAAGAACAUUAGAGAAGUGCAUCUGGAUCACAGCUUACUGAAUAAUAUCCAGGCCCCAGGCUCAGUUCAUAACCCUUCAGACCAAGAAACUAAACACAAAGAUAACGCUAACUCUCACCUCAAUUUGGUUUCUUCUGGUUCAGAGACACUGCCUGGUUCUUGCUCCCCAUCUGCUGAAUUAAAAAUAAAAAAGGGCACACCUUCACGAGAGGAGUCUAAACAAAAUGCACUAUGCCAGAAACCACAAGUAUAUGAUCCUUCUGAGGCUGAAAGUCUGGAGAAAGAAGAAGCAAGCAGUGUUUCCAGUGAGGAAGAAGCCAGUGACUUUGAUGUCAAUGAAAAUGGCCUGGAACCUGGUGAAAUUCCAAAUGCCGUCAGUGAUGAGAUGAAGGACUCUGGAACUGAUACUAUAUAUGUUACAAGUCAAGGUGAAAACAAAACAAAGAGACCACAAACGACAAAGAGCUGGCGACUUCCUUUAAGUAAACCUCCAUCCAGAUCUCCCAUGACAAUAGUUAAGCAGCAAACCACAAGUGAUGAAGAAUUCUCAGAAUGCCCGUUAGUAGAUGAUACAGCUGAAGAAACAGAACUUUGGGCCAAGCCUCUUCGAUAUCUCUGGCAGACGAAUGUACAGAAUUUUGCAGCUGAAAGGGAGUACAAUUCAUCAGUUUCCAAGAUUAAGCCAUAUUGUGCCAUUUGUACUCUACUCUUACCAUAUUACAAGUCAGACACUUACAAUGAUGACAUCCAGCUAUAUUGGGAAACCAUAUCAAAUGAAAUUACUCCACUGGAACCUAGAACAAAGCCUCUUAUCCCAGAAAUGUGUUUCAUGUACAGUGAAGUCAAUACAGACAACUCUCUUCCAAAUUCCUUUAUUGAGGAUGAUGGACGAAGUCAACUGAUUACCUGUUCAAAGUGUCGUGUAAAAGUUCAUGCAAGUUGUUAUGGUGUUCCUUCCCAAGAAAUUCAUGAUGGAUGGAUGUGUUCUCGAUGUAGAAUUGGAGUUUGGACAGCAGAAUGCUGCCUUUGCAAUUUGAGAGGAGGGGCUCUGAAACAAACAACUGAUGAGAAAUGGGCACAUGUAAUAUGUGCUAUAGGUGUUCCUGAGGUUAGAUUUAAAAAUGUGACUGAGAGAUCUCAAAUAGAUACCAGCAGAAUACCACUUGAGAGGUUAAAAUUGAAAUGCAUUUUUUGCAGACAAAAAGUAAAGGAGGUUUAUGGCGCCUGCAUCCAAUGCUCUUAUGGACGUUGCCCGACAUCUUUUCAUGUGACCUGUGCUCAUGCUGCAGGGGUACUGAUGGAGCCUGAUGACUGGCCAUUUGUAGUGUACAUCACAUGCUUCAGGCACAUGAUCAAUCAGAAUGUGAGAAGCAAAUCAGCAAAAAAGGAAAUAACUGUAGGACAGACUGUCAUUGCAAAACACAGAAACACUAGAUAUUACAGCUGCAGAGUAACCGAAGUGACCUCACAAACUUUCUAUGAAGUUGUGUUUGAUGAUGGAUCUACCAGCAAAGAUACAUUCCCUGAAGAUAUUGUUAGCAGAGACUGCCUUAAGCUAGGUCCACCUGCAGAGGGAGAAGUUGUACAGGUGAAAUGGCCCGAUGGUUUACUUUAUGGAGCAAAAUACCUUGGAAACAAUAUUGUAUAUAUGUACCGGGUUGAAUUUGAAGAUGGGUCCCAGAUUGUCACGAAAAGAGAAGAUAUUUACACACUGGAUGAAGAGCUUCCUAAAAAGAUUAAAUCACGCUAUUCCAAGGCAUCUGAUAUGAAAUUUGAAGAUGCCUUUUAUGGAGAAGAAGUGAUUCGUAGUGAAAAGAAAAGACAGAGGGUUCUCAAUGUCAAGUUUAAGAAUGAAUAUGUUGAUGACCCAGGAUAUCGCACUUUCCUCAGGAGCUCAUUCCAAAAGAAGUGUCAAAAUGGAUUGUAAAAAACCUUUAAUAGGAAGGAACAGGAUUGGAAAAAAUUGUUACAAAACUUGCACUAUGAAGGAAAUUGAAGGUUAGCAUUUUAAGAAGAGGCUGCGAAUAAAGGACAAUGUACAUAAAGACAUAGGGAUUGAGAAAUUCUGUUCACUUAUCUUUUAAUGGGAUUAACAUUUUUGAAGUUGCAAUGCAAUUGCCAGUCCCAAAAAAUAAUCAAAAAAAAUCGUAAAAAGUAACGCUGGGAGCAGCUAUGACAUUGUCUUCUACGGUUUGAUUUUGUUCCCACAAAGCAGACAUAACCUCAGAAAAGCAAAUCUAUACCUGCUUGGAAGCAAGUUUAGAUACUCAGGAGUUUGGUGUGCUUCUAUUUCAGGAAACUCACAAUUGAAGACCACAGUGUGUGAUAAAAAAAAAAAAAAAAAAUCCAGAGUGUGACAGGAAACUCAUAAAGCAUUGUACUGCGUGGGCAUGUUUAUGCAAAUUUGUCAGGGGCAAAAACAGUUACUCUAAUAUUGUGUUCACUAUAUAUGUUGCAAAAAUUGUUUUAAGUGUAUGUUUGGGGCAUCAUAAAGUUUCCUAAUAUGUCAUUUAAAUACCUUUCUGGAUAUGAAUAUCUUUUUUUAAAAUGCUGAGCGAGCAUUCACAACAUUGUCAAUUGACUUUACGGAUCUCUUGACUUGGCAACUGCCUUAACCUUUUGAGAGUUAGGGGGAUGCUAACCACAAUGCCCUCUCCCCUCCUAAGGGUAUUAAAGGCUAAAGGAGUUUUUGAAAUAAAAACCUAGUUAUUAGUUAAGUUAUUCACCUACAGUGCCCUUUGCAAAGGUACACUCCAACUGAAAUAAUUUGUUUUGUGGAGCAAUAACCAAUGUUUUGGCAUUUUUGUGUUGGUUUUUUUUUUUUUUUCCUGGUUUUACAGAGUAUUGUUUAGCAAAUAGUGCAUAUGUACAUAUACCUAUUGAUACGGUAGGUAGGAAUUGUCGAGUCGCAGAAAUAAAAUAAUUUAAAAUUAA